Molecule: messenger RNA, 3600 nt
Organism: Cucurbita pepo subsp. pepo (vegetable marrow)
Lineage: Eukaryota; Viridiplantae; Streptophyta; Magnoliopsida; Cucurbitales; Cucurbitaceae
Product: nuclear pore complex protein NUP98A
Biological process (GO): RNA export from nucleus; protein import into nucleus; post-transcriptional tethering of RNA polymerase II gene DNA at nuclear periphery
Cellular component (GO): nuclear pore; nuclear pore cytoplasmic filaments
Molecular function (GO): structural constituent of nuclear pore; RNA binding
Source: RefSeq, a predicted model, not a curated record
ACGCUACACGCCUGGUUCCUUCGCAUAAAUAACGUCGUUUCAUUCCAUCGCUUCUUCCUCUCAUCUCUCUCUGGGCUUCUCUUUUUCCUCUUCGACCUCACUGCUUAUGCUCACAUAAUCGAUUUCGUUCGAGAUUAGUUGCUAGCUUUACUCUGUUGCGCCUGGGAAUAGACAGAGCGAUGUUUGGUUCUCCCAACCCUUUUGGGCAACCGUCUACCAGCCCUUUUGUAUCUCAACCAGUCUUUGGGCAGACUGCCAACGCAAGUAAUAAUCCUUUUGCACCGAAGCCCUUCGGCAGUACAUCCCCAUUUGGCUCACAGACAGGAAAUACAGUAUUUGGUGGUACAUCAACCGGUGUGUUUGGGGCAGCCCAAUCUUCUUCCCCCUUUCCUUCCAACACAACAUUUGGCGGUUCAUCGUCACCAGCUUUUGGAGCUACUCCAUCCACUUUUGGAGCAUCGUCAACUCCUGCUUUUGGUAGUUCAUCAUCUUCAUCAUUUGGAGGUUCUUCCAUUUUUGGGCAGAAGCCCCUAUUUGGAGGCUUUGGAUCUACUCCCACUCAAACAAAUCCAUUUGGAAAUACAAACCAGCAAUCUCAGCCAGCAUUUGGAAGCAAUGUCUUUGGUUCCACAUCACCUUUUGGCGCCCCUAGUCAAUCUGCAUUUGGAGCUACUAGCACUCCUGCCUUUGGCGCUACAAGCACCCCUGCCUUUGGCGCCACAAGCACCCCAGCUUUCGGCGCCGCGAGCACUCCGGCAUUUGGUGCCACAAGCACCCCAGCUUUUGGGGCCACAAGUACUCCAGCCUUCGGUGCAACCAGCACCCCAGCUUUUGGUGCUGCAAGCACCCCAGCCUUUGGCGCUACAAGCACUCCUGCCUUUGGUUCAACAAGCACUCCUGCCUUCGGUAGUACUGGGAAUGCAUUUGGUUCAAUAAGCACCCCUGUUUUUGGAUCUGGUGGUGGUUUUGGUGCUUCUAGUACUCCUGCUUUUGGAGCUUCAAGUACUCCUGCUUUUGGGGCUUCAAGUGCUCCUGCUUUUGGGGCUUCAAGUGCUCCUGCUUUUGGAGCUUCUAGCACUCCAUCCUUUAGCUUUGGGUCCACUCCAGCGUUUGGCCAGUCUACUUCUGCAUUUGGUAGUAGCACUUUUGGUACUAAUACAUCUCCUUUUGGAGCCCAGACCUCUCCUUUUGGAGCACAGUCUACAUCUGCAUUUGGGACCAGUGGUUUUGGGCAGGCUGGUUUUGGUGGUCAGCGUGGUGGCAGUAGAGUAGCUGCAUAUACACCAACAACUGAGCCCGAUGCUGGAAGUGGCAGUUCACAAGCAGCUGGAAAGUUGGAGUCUAUAUCAGCCAUGCCUGUUUACAAAGAUAAAAGUCACGAAGAGUUGAGAUGGGAGGAUUAUCAAUCGGGAGACAAAGGUGGACCUCUUCCAGCUGGUCAGUCUGCUAGUAGUGGUGUUGGCUUUGGUGUUUCUAAUGCACAGCCUAACCCUCUAGCUUCUUCAACAUUUAAUCAAUCAUCAAGUCCAAAUCCUUUUUCUACGGCCACAUCAACCAAUCCAUUUGCCCCUAAAUCUUCUGGUUUUGGUGCUUUUGGACCUUCAACGACGUUUUCAUUUAAUUCUUCAGCAUUUGCUCCUUCCUCUUCAUCAAACCCCUUUGCAUCGACAACAGCAGCAUCAACAUCCUCUUUCCUACCAUCAACAACCUCUCAAUUUGGAAGCUCAUCUCUAUUCAGUUCAUCUAACGCUCAACCCCUUGCCUCACAGUCUGCUUUUAGUUCAACUACAUCUCCAGGAACAAAUCUUACCUUUCCAUCCAGCUUAAAUUUUAGCAAUACUCAAACAUCUUCCCUUUUCCAAUCCACAACACCUUCAAUUGGGCAGACAGGUUCAGCCUUUGGUGCUCCCUUUUCACAAUCCAGCUUGUUUCGUCAACCUUCGUCUGGGGUUGGAGGGAAUCUUUUCUCAAGCUCGCCAUCACUCCUAACUUCAAGCAAUCCGAUGGGUUUUGGUCAAACAUCUGGCUCUUUCUCUAUGCCUUUUCAACCGGCACAAGCACAAGCACAGGCACCCACUUCCUUUUUUAGCAACCUGGGUCAGGCUCAACCAAUUGGUUCAAGUGGGUUUGCAGGAACUUCAAGCAUGUUUGGCCAGAAUAACUUUGGGCAAUCGCCUAUCACCCAAAGCCCCGCAGUACAACCAGCACCUGCUACAAAUCCGUUUGGGACACUCCCUGCAAUGCCACAUAUGUCAAUUAGCAGACCAGGAGCAGCACCUUCGAUUCAAUAUGGAAUUUCCAGCAUGCCGGUUGUUGAUAAAGCGGCUCCUGUUAGAAUAUCAACUUUCUUGACGCCUCGCCACCUAUCUAACAGACGGAUGAGAUUGCCUGUGAGAAAAUAUAAUCCUAAGAAUGAUGGCAGUCCCAGGGUUCCAUUUUUCAGUGAUGAUGAAGAAACACCAAGUACACCAAAGGCCGAUGCUCUUUUUAUUCCCAGAGAGAAUCCUAGAGCUUUGGUUAUUCGUCCCACUGAUCAGUGGCCUUCAAGAGCCAGUUUAGAGAAAGCAUUGCCAUCAAAGGAUACUUCAGUGCGUGAAAAUGGGAAGAUUGCUGAAGAUGCUUCCUCCUCGGCUGUCAACAAUUCGAAGGAUACCAAUGGAAAUGUUGUUGAGAAUGGUACCUGCAAAGACAACAUUCAUGUUAACAAAGUAAACCAAAAACCUAACGGUGUCCAUGAGGACCACCCUGCUUCAAAGGAAGACUGUUAUAGGACAUUUGGAGGGUACAGAGCUGGUGAGGCUGCCAUUGUUUAUGAACAUGGGGCAGAUAUUGAGGCAUUAAUGCCAAAGCUCCGACAUUCAGAUUAUUAUACCGAGCCGAAAAUUCAAGAAUUAGCUGCCAAAGAAAGGGCCGAACCUGGGUUUUGCCGCCGUGUGACAGAUUUUGUGGUGGGUCGCCACGGUUACGGAAGCAUCAAAUUCUUUGGUGAAACAGACGUGCGAAGGCUGGAUCUAGAGUCCAUUGUUCAAUUUAACAAUCGCGAAGUGAUCGUGUACCUAGAUGAGAGCAAGAAGCCCCCUUGCGGGCAGGGUCUGAAUAAGCCAGCUGAAGUAACAAUACUGAACAUCAAAUGCAUCGACAAGCAAAGCGGGAAUCAGUAUACGGAAGGGCCGAAAGUAGAGAAAUACAAGGAGUUGCUAAGGAAGAAGACGGAGGGUCAAGGUGCGACGUUCAUAUCCCACGACUCAGUGAAAGGGGAAUGGAAGUUCAGGGUUGAACAUUUCAGCAGGUAUAACAUGGAGGAAGUUGAAGAUUGGGAAUGAGUGUGUUCAUGGUUGCCUGGUCUGUACUUUAGUUGAUUUUGUGUUGAAUGAAUGGUUUGAAAUGUGUGUGUGUAAAGAAGUAUGUACAAGUAAGGAAGGAAGAGGUAAGUUUUGUUUUUAGGAGUCUGUAUUGGGCAUUCAAGGUUGGUUGGUUGGUUUCUAUUCUAAUUCAGUGUUAGUGUUAUAUGUUUUAAAGGAUUUGUUACUGAAUAUUGAUGUAAGCUUACAGAUUGUUCUUUUAAUAUUUUCAAUUAGAUAGAUACUUAGGUCCCCAAAA